GCAGAGCGAUUUGUCACAAACGCUUCAGAGGGAAAAAAAAUAGUCGAAACCACAAGCAUUCGUCUGAAAGACUGUAAUGCAAGAGGUCGAUGGAUACGGAGCUCUACUCAAUUCCGGAGAAUCAGUAACAACAAGUUGACAAGAUACCACCCAUCACAACGGAAGACUUAUUCACUGGCGCAACAUGACCUCAUUCCACCAGGACGCGGUCUACCCUGUCACCUCUCUAUUCAACACAAUCAACACUGAUCCUGUUCCAGCUCUGGGAUUGGCCAGCCAGUCUCUCUCAUUGGUCAGACAACAAAGGGAGAAGAGACGCUGUUGAAAGAAAAGGGGGAAAAAAACAACCUCGUAUUGAACAGCUCCCAGCCGGGCUCAGUGCCCAGGGAGAUUACCGCUGAGGGCCCUAAUGGAUGAUGAGGAGGAAGACAUGUCUCCUCAACGUCCAGUCUCUCAGCGCUGGGGCGCCCCCUUCAGGGAGAUCAAGAUCCCAGACACAGACGCCGCAGACAGGCAGGACAGGUCCACUCAGACUUCCACUGGGUCUUCGGUACCCCGGUCCGAGGGACAGAACACCGUGGGCCCACCAGGCACCAUCAACCACACCGUGCCGUAUGGAAGGCGUGGCCACCUCCAGGCCAGGACCCCAUUCGGCAACGCUGGAUUCCGAAGUCACUUUCCAGCUGAGUUUGAGCCCAUGGAUGAUCGAGGAGAAGGGCAGAACUGGGAAGAGGAGGACGAGGCACAGGGAAGGAGGGAGGAGGAUCAGGAAGAGGAGAGGAGGAGAAUGGAGGAGAGACAGGAGGAGGAGCAGGUAGAGGAUAGUGUGGAGGAGAGGAUCGGUCGGAAGCUUCGGGAGAUAGGCGAUCAGUUCCAUGAAGACCACGUUCAACUGUUCCUACAGCACCAGAGAGACCUACUGCCCGUCUGGAUGCGUCUCACCAUGGCCCUCUAUGGCUUCCUGUUUCGCCGAGAAACCCCUGUCGCACCCCGCCGAAGGGGACAGGAGAGAUGAAGGAACCCUGGAAACCUUCUACCCCCUCGAGGGACUCCUGGCCUGCAUUUGUCCCUUAAUCAAAACAAGGGAACAGACGGUUAGACGACCAUAAGAGUCGGAGGUUGGGAUUGCUUUUUUUUUUUUAAUCAAAGACGGAGAUGAGGAAGGUGGUCACUGCUGGACAGGACUAGAGUCACCUUGUCUCGCUCUCCACGAUGAAGAAGAAGCCAUGCUGUUUGAAAACAGAGAUAUUUUCAAAAAAAAAAAGAAUUGUAAACUAUAAAACUAUUUUGUACAGUACAUCUUUUUAUUUAGACUUGUUUCCACAUCUUGAAGGAAUUAGUUGAGGAUGGAGCUUGAGGUGUCAGUCAGUUAGUCUCAGUCCAGGGAAUGCCUUAUUCUCUCUGGUCUGACAACACUAGAAGUUCUGCUUUGAAAAGAUGUAAAGAGAAGAAGGAAAUACGGACACUUUAUGGACACAGAGGGUAUUCUGUGUAAAGUUACACUCACCACCACACAUCAAAUGACAGGUGCAUUAUCAGUGUAUUUUCUGAACAAACAAAGUCACAUGUUACUUAAUAUUUCACUGUUUAACACUGGUUUCUAGUUGGAAAUGGUUAUCAUAAGGAUUGGUGUUGUCAAGGCAAUUGCAGAAUUUAUGUCUUUUUGAUCUCCGGUGUAGAUUUUAAAAAUAAUGCACACAAGUUGUUGGGUAAGGCCAGUAUACCACCGCCAAGGGACGUUCAUAGAUGGAUGCAGCUUUUAGCCGUGGUCUAUUAGCCAAAUACCCCAAACCCUUGAGGUGCCUUAUUAUAAACUGGUUACCAAAAUAAUUAGAAAAGUACAGUUCUACGUUUUUUGUCAUAGCUUUGGUAUAUGAUGUGAUAUGCCGCGGCUUUCAGCAAAUGUGCAUUCAGGGCUGGAACCACCUGUUUUCUGAUAUUCUCUUUUAGUGGUCUCAUUCACCAGCACUUUGUGUGAAAUAGUUUUAAGAGGCAGUCUGAGAGAUGAAUGCCUGAUCCCUGUCCAUCUGAGAGAUGAAUGCCUGAUCCCUGUCCAUCUGAGAGAUGAAUGCCUGAUCCCUGUCCAUCUGAGGGAUGAAUGCCUGAUCCCUGUCCAUCUGAGGGAUGAAUGCCUGAUCCCUGUCUAUCUUAGGGAUGAAUGCCUGAUCCCUGUCUAUCUUAGGGAUGAAUGCCUGAUCCCUGUCCAUCUGAGGGAUGAAUGCCUGAUCCCUGUCUAUCUUAGGGAUGAAUGCCUGAUCCCUGUCUAUCUUAGGGAUGAAUGCCUGAUCCCUGUCCAUCUUAGGGAUGAAUGCCUGAUCCCUGUCCAUCUGAGGGAUGAAUGCCUGAUCCCUGUCCAUCUGAGGGAUGAAUGCCUGAUCCCUGUCCAUCUGAGAGAUGAAUGCCUGAUCCCUGUCCAUCUGAGGGAUGAAUGCCUGAUCCCUGUCCAUCUGAGGGAUGAAUGCUGUAUAGUUGAUGUGUACUUAAAGACACUAAGACUCUGGUCUGCAUUCAAUCAAGCAACUUUACUUUCAUUCCACAGUUUACUGUGAGCUGGUUUAUCGUUAUAUACAUUAAAAUCUAAGCUCAAGCUAAGCUCUAAGAUCAAGCGCACUUGUCUUUCAAUGUUCUGGACAAUCAUUUGUUAUCCUGGUGGACAUCUGACCAGACUUAUAGCAGAAUAGAUCUUGUAUUUUCUCUAUCAGAGGUUUCCAGAAUUUCUAUCUGGCUAAAUUGACAAUCACAAACAACCAAAUGACACGCCCACCCUGUGACAUGUCAUGUUCUACUCGUAUUAUUGGUCUGCUGUGAAAAAGGUACUGUCGUAUGUAAUCAGCGACAUGGUUUCUUUUUGGAGCAAUAUCGUUAGCCAGUAUGAGGACGCUAGCUAACCCUUUCAGGUGUGUGGCAUUUACAAUCACAUUGGCGUGUCAAGGAGAACGUAUAACAAACAACAUUUAAUCAGUCAUUGAAUGACGGCUUGACUGAAGCUCAUUUCUGUUAAAUACGUUUUCCAUUUUCUUUUCACUCUCAUCACUUAGCUGGUGUGAAUCACGUUGGUAUCAGCUCCCAUGCAGGAAUGAAAUCUACAAGGGAAUAUAUUCUAUGGGAUUUGGGCUUAAUAAAUUGAACAGGAAGACAUUUCCACAAUGGUGUUUAGGAGCCAUUAUGGUGCAUGAAGUGUUUAACAUGCAUAAAUAGUCUACUCCAGUCUAAGUAGAUGUUGCUCUGGUGAUUCCUUACCUAGACCAUUAUUACUCCCAAGGACUAAAGACUUUAGAAUCCCUGGGAAAUAAUUUUUAGUAUUAAAAGAAACACCACUUCUUUUUACAGAGUUCUAUUUUGCACCAAGUGAACAUGUAAUUAUUUAAGUGCUUAAAGAUGGUUUCUGACAUUUGAAAGUGGUUUUAAAGUUAUAAAUAGAAGGCCAUAUUUUACAAACAAAAGACAAAAUAAUGAUAUGAAUAUAUUUGAUUAAGACACUGAUAGGCUUUUCUGUUUUCGAUUGUAUAAAAUGUUCUUCAGGGAGUAGUUGUUGAGUUAUUCUUCUAAAGUUAUUUGGCCCAACCUGUUGUAUAACCCUGUUUCCAAAACAUUUGGGACGCUGUGUAAAAGGGAAAUAAAAAAAUAUGUGCAAAUAAUUUAAACCU
Messenger RNA from Esox lucius (northern pike), 3647 nucleotides. It is a transcript of the gene bmf2, whose product is annotated as BCL2 modifying factor 2. The transcript has 5 exons. Bases 410 to 1015 code for a protein of 201 amino acids. NCBI's taxonomy places the organism in Eukaryota, Metazoa, Chordata, Actinopteri, Esociformes, Esocidae. Gene Ontology annotation, biological process: positive regulation of apoptotic process; apoptotic process; negative regulation of autophagy. Gene Ontology annotation, cellular component: myosin complex. The record is from RefSeq and is a predicted model, not a curated record.